UCCCGCUCUACAGGCUCCCGCUAAGCAGAAACAGGUGACGUGCUCAGUUUGCACUCUCAAAGCACCUCCGCAAUGUUGGAGGACAGUGUUAGCGUGCGACCCUCUUUCCUGAAGAGGCUGUGCGUGGCUCUACUGUGUCAAGAAAAGCGGGGCCUUCUAUAAUUGUACCAAGGCCUCGUGGCUCUGAAGCAUUGGCGCACACACGUGUGUUGGGUGUCCAAAGCUCAUCCUCCUCCAUCAGCUUGUCCGUUGUCGACCAUGUCGUUGCGGCAAAAAGCUGAGACCCUCAGGCGAACGAUCGAUAACCUCCUCGCAGCGGGAGGUGACACCGCGCCGGUUCCAAUCCUCAAAGUCGUCAAUGCUACGGCUAAUUGGUGUCCUCCUCUGAAGAUGGCGAGUGGCAGUGCACUCACCAUCCUCGAUGAGGUUAAGAAGCUCAAGGAGAGCGAGAAAGAAUGGGCUGAUUUUGGUCAAUAUGUAGUAGAUAUGGUGGCUGAGGUGGUUUCAUCCAUAACGUCCUAUGAUACAUCAGUGAAAGAGGCAAAUCCAUGGAUGGAGAAUGUCGAGGAGCUUAAUGAGUUGGAUUUGUUUUUGGUGGUCUUUGAUAUCGUGCUUACAUCAAGUCCCAGUGCGCUACAGAAGAUUAAGUCCGAAAUUGAGGGGCGGGAAAAAGUAGAGAAACGAUCGACUAUCAGAAAAACAGACUCCCAUUUGAGAAACCCCGGGAGGAUUGAUGGCCUAAAGAAAGACUUUGACAAAGCAUUGACAUCGUUUCAGCUUAGGACGAACUUGAUAGCCGGCGCCAAGUUAGCAGCCAUAGAACGUCGUCUACGCGAAGACGAAAUCCUCGAUAGUCUCCUCGUCCCUUCUACCACCCAAGAUAAUCCCGCCCAGGCGUGCCUGGAAGGCACUAGGGUUGAUCUUAUUGAGCGUAUCAUGACAUGGUGUCGCAACACCGGGGAAAGCGAGAACCGGCUAAUGCAGUUGACUGCUGUGGCCGGUGCCGGCAAGACCUCGAUUGCACUCACGAUAGCAGAACGAUGUGCCAGUGAAGGGGACAUUACCUUGUUAAUGCACUUCUCCUUUAAGGCGGGCGAACGGUCUCGGCUUGAUUUUCUAUUCAGCGGCAUAGCUCGAGCUUUGGCAGGUCAUGACCCCGUUUACCGCACUUUCAUUACCUCUGCUCUUCGAGAUGACCCUAGUCUCUCGACAGCUUCAUUCGGGACGCAGUUCAUGAAAUUGGUCGCUUCGCCUCUGCUCCAUAAACCUCCGCCUGCCGACUGUCCUAUGGUGAUCAUCAUCGACGCUUUAGAUGAGUGUGACGAUGGACUAUUUGUGCCCCUUGCCGGAAUUCUUAGGGACGAAGUGCCCAGGCUACCAUCUUCCGUAAAAUUCUUCAUCAUAUCGAGACAAUUUGAACUCGUGAAACGCUCCCUCUCCACUUAUUACCCUAUUGAUCGCCUUGUUAUUGAUCUCUGGGAUGCCACAAACGUGCAAGACUGCGCUACAUACACACGUUUCCAAUUACAAAAGCUAAAGGAAGAGCAUCCGUAUUUACGGCAUAAAUUCCAGGACGAGAGAACGGUACAGGGGAUCUCGGAACGAGCAGGCGGCCUGUUUAUUUGGAUCAGCACCAUCUUUUGGUACAUACGUAUGGUCGACAAGGAUCCUAUGGGAACACUAGAGGGACUGCUUGGCACAGGCACCAAACGAUCAGCGGUGUCUGCUGAGGGAAUGAUGGAUCGCUUGUACACAAGCAUUCUGAAGAAAUGUUCUUGGGAAGAUGAAGAUUUCGCGCGCGACUACCCAGUCGUGAUGGGAGCAAUCUUCGUUGCACAACAGCCUCUGUCUAUCUUAGCUUGGGAUGCAAUUUUGUCACCGUUCCUGAGUUCUUCUGUUCAAUAUACGUUGGCCGAGCUUGCAUCCCUCAUUUCAGGAGUUGAGGAUUUUCACAUUCCGAUUCGCGUCUUACACCAAUCCUUCCGCGAGUUUAUUGUGGAUCGGGUCGAUCCCCAAUCAAUCAACCCUGGUUGCAGUCUAGUGAAUAUGCAGAUGAUGAACGAUGCGAUUGCCCUGCGAUGUGGCGAGAUUCUGAAUCGGGACCUUGACUUCUUGGAGGGCCUAGGUCUGAUUGAAAACUUGUCCAAACAAGAUGAACUGCCGCGCAUUCCUCCAGAGGAAUUGUCUGAGCACUUGCAUUACGCAUGUCGUCACAUUGUUUAUCACCUUAAUGGAAUCGAGGAAUCGUCGCAGUGGUCCGAUGAGUUAGCUGGCAUAUUUCUUAGUCAGCGAGCGACUCGAUGGGUGGAAGCCUGUGUAAGAAUGGAAGGCUACAUCAGUAUCUCAACACUCCCUGAAUGGGCCAUGUUGGCUGGUUACCAGAGGUCAAAAGAUGGCAUCCGCACGCUGGCUAAAGUACUUAUUCAGCUUCAGUCGAAUCUGGAGUUUUUCUCAAGGCUCGAGGAGUCAUAUGAAGCAGCAAACGAUUCCGUUGUACUCUGCCGUUAUCUCACUUCUAUGGACUCUGAGUCCUACACUCCGGAUUUGGCCAAGUCACUCAACACUUUAUGCACAGCUCUUUUGAAACUCGGACGGUACUCUGAGGCGCUUCCAACCAUCAAGGAAAGCGUCAAACUCUACCACCAACUAGUUGCCAUUGAUCCAGGGUUAUACGCUCCUAAGCUGGCUACGUCACUCAACAAUUUACGUACCACUCUUUCUCAUCUCGGACGUGAUUCUGAGAAACUAAUUUGAGCGACCUAUCUUUCCAUUUCCUUCCAUCAUUUAUUUGGGAAUAGUGUGAACAAUUUUGUAUUUACGGAAGCACACAAAGAACAAUUGAUGUUGUACAUUCUGGAG
Messenger RNA from Cantharellus anzutake, 2859 nucleotides. RefSeq lists its product as uncharacterized. Lineage: Eukaryota; Fungi; Basidiomycota; Agaricomycetes; Cantharellales; Hydnaceae. Bases 259 to 2754 code for a protein of 831 amino acids. The record is from RefSeq and is a predicted model, not a curated record. The transcript has 4 exons. Gene Ontology annotation, molecular function: protein binding.